CCGCAACAUUUUCGCAACCAAAGUUUUCCAUAGAAACAGCAAUGUGUUGAAAGUAACACUACAGGCUAGUAACAGCUGAGCAGACUGACAUUCGCUUUACACAUUCUUUAGUUCAAUACUUUUAAACUACACCACCGCCGUAGGAUACUUCUCACACUAUUCUUCUAAUCAGGUCGAUAAACUUGCAGUAGUUAUCAAACAAGAAAUACAACGUGUCACUUUUGAACGAAUCUGACAAUCAACACGUCUGACAGCAACAAUGGCACCGUUUUUUAUGUUUGCAGCAUCAACACUUCUCGGCAGUUUGGCAGCAGCAGCAGAAACAUGGGGUAAAAAUAUUCACUGGGUGUCACUAAGGGAAGCUCAACGAAUGUCAAAGGAGGAGAAGAAGCCAACUAUGGUUGUCAUAACCAAAACCUGGUGCAGAGCCUGUAAAGCAUUGAGACCCAAGUUUGCCAGCAAUCAAGAUAUUGAAAAGUUUAGCAGUAAUUUUAUUAUGGUCAAUCUGGAGGAUGAUGAUGAACCAAAAAGUGUAGACUUCCGUCCGGAUGGUGCUUAUUAUCCUAGAAUUCUGUUUUUGGAUGUUGAUGGUGUAGUGAUGGAGAACAUAUACAACAAAAUGGGUAACAGACAGUACAAAUAUUUUUAUUCUGAUGUUGAACCAAUUGUAUCAAACAUGAAAGAAGUUCUCAGACAGACUGGAGGCAACAAGUUUAACAAGGGCACUGAGCUGUAGGUUUUCUCCAAGAACAAAGAUCUUAUCAGGGGGAUAGCUGAAAAUUUUCAAAGAGUUAAAUAGUUCCUCCACACUGAUGAUGUGAACAUUGAAGCGUGUGAAUGUCCUAUCCUCCCAACCUGAAGCUCUUGUGUGAGAAUAUCCUAUCCUAAACCACGAACACCAAUUAAGUUGAACAACCUUGAACUCUAGAGUAAGUUGUAAACCCUGAACAUGCUGCCCACAGUUGAACAACCUUGAACUCUAGUGUAAUUUGUUAGCCCUAAACAUGCUGCUCCAGACUGGCUUACCCAUUAUGUCAAACUUGCUGAAAGAACUGAACUAAAGAAAUGUGUAUCAAGCUGUGAAUUGUCUAAUGUCAUUGCAACACUUAACACAGCUGCAGAAUAAAGUCAUCAAAAAAUA
Physella acuta is the source of this 1141-nucleotide messenger RNA. RefSeq names its product thioredoxin domain-containing protein 12. The record is from RefSeq and is a predicted model, not a curated record. NCBI's taxonomy places the organism in Eukaryota, Metazoa, Mollusca, Gastropoda, Physidae. Gene Ontology annotation, cellular component: endoplasmic reticulum.